AUGGUUGAAUCACCACCUUUGUGGACAAAUAUAAUCCUGGUUCUCAUGAGGGCAUCCAGGAAGGUGCUGGAUGAAACUGGUAAUCAGGAUUUGUGUUUCUACAACUUCUGGUGUGCUCAUCCUCUUGGUUCACUCAGUGAUUUUAACCAUGUUUUUUCAAACACUGGUUAUAUCCUCUUCGGUGUACUGUUUGUUGUAGUGUGCGCUCGUCGCAACCACCGUCAUGCUCGUGCUGUGCAAAUUGAUUAUAAAAUUGAUAAGUAUUAUGGCAUUCCCCAGCACUUUGGCAUAUUUUAUGCCAUGGGUGGCUCUCUCAUCAUGGAAGGUCUACUCAGUGCCUGCUACCAUGUUUGUCCCAAUAACUCAAACUACCAGUUUGAUACAUCAUUCAUGUAUGUCAUUUCGGUGCUCUCCAUGCUGAAGAUAUACCAAACGCGUCACCCGGACAUUAAUGCAAGUGCUAGUGCAACCUUUGCUGCCUUGGCAGUGGCAGUUCUUCUUGGUGUGAUUGGUGUCUUAUCAGGAAGUCUUGCAUUUUUGAUCAUAUUUGGCAUGAUACAUGUUAUCUCCUGCCUCCUCCUAUCAUGUUACAUUUAUUACAUGGGAAGAUGGAAAUGUGAUAUGGGGCUCUUCAAGCGUAUGAAAGCUUGGUUCUUAAGUGAGUUUAGUGAUUGGCGACAAAUUGGCCGUCCCAUGUAUUGUGACCGCAUGGUGCUACUGUUACUGGGAAACGUUGCUAACUGGGGUCUGGCCAUUUAUGGAAUAGUGACAACACCCAAGGAUUUUGCCUCAUACCUACUCAUUAUAUUUCUGACUAACCUUCUCCUGUAUAUCGCAUUCUACAUAAUAAUGAAGCUACGCCACAAAGAACGGCUACAGCUUCAGCCACUUGUGUAUCUUGUCUUGUGUCUGCUGGGGUGGGCAGCAGCUAUUUUCUUUUACACACAACACACCACCACCUGGGAGUUGACACCAGCACACAGUCGUCAGUAUAAUCAUGAGUGUUUGCUGCUUCACUUCUAUGAUACGCAUGAUAUUUGGCACUUCUUAUCUGCUGGGGCCAUGUUCUUUGGUUUUAUGUUACUACUUACUCUGGAUGAUGAUCUGGCUCAGACUCCACGAGAGAGAAUUCCAGUCUUCUAGUAAGCCAACAGGUAGUAGGUUGGUAGACAGCAACCGCCCAGGGAGGUACAGUGGACCCCCGGUUCCCGAUAUUAAUCCGUUCCUGAGAGCUCAUCGUAAACCAAAAAUAUCGGAAAGCGAAUCAAUUUUCCCCAGAAGAAAUAAUGGAAAUCAAAUUAAUCCGUGCAAGACACCCAAAAGUAUGAAAAAAAAAACUUUUACCACGUGAAAUAUUAAGUUUAAUGUAUUAGAAUAAUUACAAUAACAACAAUAACAGUGGAUUAAUAACAAUAGAAUAUAAUUGACACUUACCUUUAAUGAAGAUCUGGUGAUGAUUGAUGGGAUGGGAGGAGGAGAGUGUGUUGAACCUAUUGCAUAGAAGGGGAAUCCCCCUCCAGUAGCACUGGAGGUAUCAAGUCUUUUUCCGGGUUUACUUCCCUUCUUCUUUUAAUGCCAUUAGGACCAGCUUGAGAGUCACUGGACUUCUGUCGCACAACAUAUCUGUCCAUAGAGACCUGUACCUCCCGUUCCUUUAUGACUUUCCUAAAGUGGUUCACAACAGUGUCAUUGUACAGGUUGCCAACACGGCUUGCAGUAGCUGUCUGAGGGUGAUUUUCAUCAAAGCCACUUUGCACACAUUUCCCUAAUCUUAGAAGUAGGCAACUGCUUCACUUUCUUUAUCCCCUCCACCGAAGCAGUUUCCUCAGGUCUGGCCUCUUGCUGUUGAAGAUGAUCUAGCAGUUCAUCAGUGGUUAGUUCGUCAUUGUCCUCCUCCACCAACUCUUCCACAUCCUCCCCACUAACCUCCAACCCCAAGGACUUUCCCAAUGCCACUUUCGUACUUUGCAGUUACCUCUUUUUUCAUUUCAAUAGUCAGUAGCACCCUUGGUCUGGAAGGGUUGGCACUAGAAGCUUUCUUGGGGCCCAUGGUGACUUAUUUUGCAGAAACAAGCACCAAAAACAGUGAUAAUAUGGAAUGUACUGAAUGUAUCCUUUGAUGCGUGCACACUGGCUGGCUUGUAAACACUGGUACACACGGGGGAGUUCAGGCCACAAUUGGACAUGUCUCGUAUCGCAUACCGGGUUUUGUAUCGGGAAGCGAGGCAAAAUUUUUUCAAUCAAAUGCAUCGGCAACCGAAUUUAUUGGAUACCGGUAACAUCAGGAACUGGGGGUCCACUGUACUACCGUCCUGCCAAGUGACUGUAAAACGAAAGCCUGUAAUUGUUUUACAUGAUGGUAGGAUUGCUGUGUCUUUUUUCUGUCUCAUAAACAUGCAAGAUUUCAGGUACGUCUUGCUACUUCUACUUACACUUAGGUCACGCUACACAUACAUGUACAAGCAUAUAUAUACACACCCCUCUGGGUUUUCUUCUAUUUUCUUUCUAGUUCUUGUUCUUGUUUAUUUCCUCUUAUCUCCAUGGGAAGUGGAACAGAAUUCUUCCUCCGUAAGCCAUGCGUGCUGUAAGAAGCGACUAAAAUGCCGGAAGCAAGGGGCUAAUAACCCCUUCUCCUGUAUAAAUUACUAAAUUUGAAAAGAGAAACUUUUGUUUUUCUUUUUGGGCCACCCUGCCUCGGCGGGAUAUGGCUGGUUUGUUGAAAGAAGAAGAAAGUAUAUUAUUUACACUAUAGUUAAUUAAUUGCUACAACAUUGGUGCCAGUAUGUGUGUACUGUGUAUGCAUGAUUUAAUUUUUUAACAUAUCAAAUCAACCACUUCCCACUAAGGUAGGGUGACACAAAUAAGGGAAAACUUGUUUACCAUCACUCAUUUGUUAGUUCUUUCCAGUAGAGCAUGGCCAUCACAAUUCAUAUAUAAUCCACUGAAUUACAACUUCCUCACUCAAGCUUUGAGUGCAGACACUGUACUUCCCACCUUCUGCACUCAAGUUCUGCUAACCAGUUUCUUUGAUUCCAUUCAUAAACCCUGCUUUGCUUACCCUUCAACAGCAGGUUGUGUAACAAUAAAAAAAAAACUUGUCUCUGGCUAGUUUGUCAUUUCGUUGAUUUUAAUAUAUGCUCCAUACCCAUCCUAUGGGUGGUAGUCAAAAAAAAUAGGAGGUUCAUAACAGAUCAAGGAAGUGGUCCCCAACAUUUCUGUCUUCACUACUCUGCUCUGACACACAUACAUGCCUGCUGGAUGCUUACCACCCAAACCCUUAACAUCAUCCUUUCACCCCUUCCAGAUAUUCAAGAUUUAUAUACUCUCUUGAUAAACUUAUGUUCUUAUGUUGUUCCAUCAUCUUUCCUAAAGGGUUAAAUUUUUUUUUUAUUAUUACACAGAUCACUUUUACUAGCACCCAGGUACCUACUUACUACUAAGUGAAGAGGGGUAGCAGGUGUAAGGAAACAUGCUCAGUGUUCCCACGCAUGCCAGAGAAUGAAUCAAGACAGUAAGUGAGCUGAGUGCAUUACCAAUGGAACCACAGGACUCUACAGAUCUCUAAAUUAUAUCUUUCAGAUUACUAUACUGUCUUAUAAUUUCUUCAUUUGACAUACACUUUAUAAUAGUCAUACCACAAAUUGAUCUUGAAUACAUCACUACCUCCAGCCUCCUCCUCCUUAUUGCAGCAUUCAAAGGCCUUGUCUCACUUAUCUCACAUACAUACAAAAGUGCUGGCACAACUAGAUGGGCUGUUUUGGACCAAGGCAGGGUGGCUCAAAAAAGAAACACACUAACCAUCAUUUACACUAUCACUGUCUUGUCAGAGGCAUGCAAAUGCGACAUUUCAGAUGUCCAUCCUAACAUCAACUCUCCCAAGCCCCUCUAGAGUGCAGGCACUGUACUUCUUACCUCCAGGACUUAAGUCCGGCUAACUGAUUUUCCUGAACUAAAUCCCUUCACAUAAUAUUACCUUACUCUCACUCCAAUGGCUCGUCAGGUCCUAAAAACCAUUUGUCUACACUCACUCCUAUCUAAUAUGCUCACACAUAUCCAAGCCCCUUGCACACAAAACCUCCUUCAUCCUUUCCCUCCAUCCUUUCCUAGGAUGAUAGAUAGAUACAUACAUGCAUACAUACAUAUAUACAGACAUCUUCUUUCAACACACUGGUCAUACAAGAACUAGAAAGAAAAUAGAAGAAAACCCAGAGGGGUGUGUGUGUAUAUAUAUGCUUGUACAUGUAUGUGUAGUGUGACCUAAGUGUAAGUAGAAGUAGCAAGACGUACCUGAAAUCUUGCAUGUGUAUGAGACAGAAAAAAAAAGACACCAGCAAUCCUACCAUUGUGUAAAACAAUUACAGGCUUCCGUUUUACACUCACUUGGCAGAACGGUAGUACCUCCCUGGGCGGUUGCUGUCUACCAACCUACUACCUAGGAUAUACAGACAUACUCACACGUAUGUACAGACAUACUCACACAUAUAUACAUAGAUACAUAUACAUAGACAUAUGUACAUUCAUUUAUUUUAUAGUGAAUGUAAGUACACACUGUUUAACCCUUUGACUGUCACAAGCCCCUUUCUGAAACUGUCAUUCUAUGUCGCAAAAUUUUUGGAAAAAAAAAAAAUGAUUUUUUCUUAUGAAAUGACAGAGAAUCUUUUCCCAAUGGUAAUGACAGCAAAGGUACAAAAUUUGGUCGAAAACUCACGGAAUUACGCUCCCGCAAAGUUAGCGGUCUCGGCGAUAUAUACGCAUCGGCAAUUUCGCUGACUUUCAGCCCUGUUUUUGGCCAAUUCCGUUGUUCCAGUUGACCAAACUUUAGAACUCCAUUUUUUUCUAUCAAUUGAGUACAAGAAACAGCCCAUUUUCCGAUUUGAACUACCCAAUAAAGUGGUCAGAAAUUGGCAAUUUGGCCAAUUUCAUGCAAAUUAAAAAAGAUGCCAAUUUCAAAAUAGGGUCCAGAAUAAACAAUGUAAACAUUCUUGGCACUAAAAUAACAUAUCCUCUGUUCAUUAGUCACAUCUCUAGGCCCCUCUUAUAUUACUAUUGCUUUCUAUUUUGAUUUUUUAUUUAUACAAAAAAUAGAAGAUUUACUGUUAUGCAUACUACUGCAUUAUUGUUAAAAUGGUAUUAAUAAUAUCAGUGUACUAGUACUAGUGUACUAGUAAAUAAUUCCAGUGUACUAGGAAUAUUAGACUCCCCAGUUGAUGUGUAUUGGACGUGUGGUGUGAUUUGCUUACUCUUGAACAUUGGUACAAAUCGAACAUUUCCGAUACUUUGAGCUCAAUUUCAAUGUUGUUUUCAUCGUGAAACUAAUCAAAAUCAUCUCUAUUUCUGCAAUGUGUUUUCCAUUUUAUCACGUGAGACCAUGAAAAUGAGAAUACAACGAUAAAUACUAUAUGAAAAUACACCUCAAAGUCUGCGUUUUAAUCCAAAAAAACGGUCAGAAAUAUUCAAAAUUAUUUCUGAAUUUCAUCGAAAUUUUAUGGGCUUUUUGAAAAAUAUGUAUUUUCUCAUUAUGCACUGCAUGCUGCAGAAUUUUUUUUAUAUGGUGUACACUGAUCACACAGACCCAUUCUCUCACAUGUGGGCCUACCAGCUUUCUCGUGCUAGAUUUGAAGCCGCUAGAAUUACUGAGUACAUAUACGUCCGAAACACUGGCUCAUAAGACAUAUACGUAUAUACGACCAAAACAGUCAAAGGGUUAAGUUCCUAAGAUUUACCUCUCAUCUUACAGAAAGAUAUAAGAUGUAUUUGCUUGAAAUAAAAUAGUAUGUAAAUUAAAAGUUUUGUAGUAAGUUAUCCUAGCAACCUGACAUGAUUUUGAUAAAUUUAUGUCAUUUGGUGUAAUAUACUGUACCGGUAUCUUAAUCCUAACUUACCAUAGUAAUAGCAGCUUAAAUUAGGUGACAUAUAUGCCUUUCCAACACACACACUAACUGACAUCACUGAAAGUCCCACCUUUGAUGCAAGGCUCUCUCUCUGAUUUUUUAUCAGAAACUAACCUACUACACCAACUUUGAUUUAAAUUUUACUCUUGCACUAACCCCCACCUUCACUAAUGCCUACCUCUGCACUCCUCUUCACCUCACCUUUGAACAUUCCUCCUUUUGUACUUUUCACAGCUCUGUAUGACCCUUCUGUAUUUAGCACUUAAUUUGAUUAUACUAUUAUUAUUAUUACUGAAUUAAUUCCAUACUAGUUAUUAGUGAAAUAUCACACAGUAAUAAUUUUGAAAUGUACCAACUGAUUUUUGUUAUGUUUAAUAAAAAUAUAUGCUUCACUUAUUAUUUUUAGAUAAGGCAAGUUCAUCUUAAGACGCACAACACACAUCGAGUACAUACAUACUGUAUGUAAAUAAAUCACAAGUGGUGGAAAUAGAGCUUGAGACCUUUUGGCUUUGGAGCAUAACCAUUGUUAGAAACUAGGUCAGAUAACUGGGUUGAAAUAGAACAUAUGUUUUCUCAAACAUCCUUGGUCCUCUUACUUGAUAAGGCAUGAGUUGCCUAUUUCAACCCUAUUGCCUGACCUCUAUCUCAGGAACCAAAUGACUUCAAGCUCUAUUUCUACCCUCUUUUGUUUGUUUGCAUACCCUAGUCAUCUGUUUGCAACUUCAUUGACUCUUAAUUUGACCCUGGUAAUUUUGCUUCCAGUAAUUUGACCCACAAUCAAUAGUUUGAAUUGAAAAGUUAAAAAUUAGGUUAUUUAACUAAGCCUAUGCUGAACUACCCUACUUGAACUUUAUCUAAUCUUACCUAACCUAAUCUAAUUUAAUCUAAUCUGACUUGCAUUAGCCUAAUAUAUUCUAAAGUAACUUAAUCUAACAGAAUCCAACCUAACCUACCUUCAUCAAACAUAGCUUAGCUUCAUCUAACAUAGUCUAACUUUAUCUAACAUAGCCUAACUUCAUCUAACUUUAACCACCCCAACUGAAUCAAACUUAACCAUAAAUGUUUAAAUAACUGUUUAAUAUGAAUGUUUUAAUUAGUGGCUUUAAUAAAUGUUUAUAUUAAUGUUUUAAAUGUUUAAUGUUGAUUUUUAAUAUGGGGAGUGAAAUCACCAGGAGUGAAAAUUACUGGGAGUCAAAUUAUUGGCCACCCUAUUUUGCAUGCAUUAUGUAUAUGAGUAUAUAUGAAUAAGUACAGUACACAAAUGCAUAUUAUUUACUUAUUCAUAUGCACUAUAUAAUGCAACUUUCACAAUGUUGACAUGAUGUAUUCUUUGUUGUUUCUAAGUAUUUAGUUUCAACACCAUUGGGUUGUCUAGUGAGUUUUCAGGUGAGAGAACACACUCUUAGGAUGAGAAAAAGUCCUGUAAUGGUUGUUGAGGUAUCAUUGUAUAGUGUAUACUGUAGUCUACUCUGGCAUUUUAUAAGUGGCAUCUCUUACAGUUAGAGAGGAGCCUGAUUUAAGAAUAAAUAACAAAUUGCAAGACUUAUUUUUGUUUUUAUAUAUUGAUAUUAAUAUGUAUAUAUAGAAUAGCAUAAAGAGUUUUACAUAGAA
Messenger RNA from Cherax quadricarinatus, 7502 nucleotides. The record is from RefSeq and is a predicted model, not a curated record. Lineage: Eukaryota; Metazoa; Arthropoda; Malacostraca; Decapoda; Parastacidae.